Molecule: messenger RNA, 5730 nt
Organism: Pocillopora verrucosa
Lineage: Eukaryota; Metazoa; Cnidaria; Anthozoa; Scleractinia; Pocilloporidae
Source: RefSeq, a predicted model, not a curated record
AUGGCCAAAGUCAUCAAAGAUUGACGUCUGGUGCUUGUAAGAAUGAAUGAUCUUCAGUACCUGUUUUCCUUUCUCCAGUGGGACUUCCUGGGUAUCCCGGGAAUUGGUAACAGGCUUGUUGUCAUUGUUCUCCAAGCGAAUAUGACGUAAUGCAUUGUUUGGCACAUCCUUCACAUAGAACCAUUUCACAUCAAACUUGCCUUUCCACUUGUCCUGAGUCCAAAUUCCAGUUUCAAUCUCCAUAUCGACCUCCGAUGUCAUCAUUGCAAUUCCACAGAAAUGGCCACUUCCAUUCACACUGAAAAGCAGAUAAAUUGGAGAUUUACUGCCCUGCUGCUCUUUAAAAGCAUCGUUCAAACGCCUGUUUCCAUGCUCUGUGCUUGUCCACACGGAGUAUUUGAUUGAACGAUGAAUAUCGUCCUCGCUGUAACUUUUGAUAAUGAAAAACCGGGCAUUUUUCUGAAGCAGGCCAAAUUCCUUUGGAUUGUAACAAUUCUUGGAUCUCAAUUUAUCAAGAAUUGGAACAGAUUCAGAUGAAUUAACUGGUGGAUUCACAGGUCCUGGAUUUCCGGACAUUCCUCCUGUAUUGGGUCGCGGCCUUGUGCCGCGGCCAAUCGCAGGCUUGUUGGGACCAGAUUUUACAGCAUUUCCCCAUGCUCCAGAUUCAACUUUAGAAGGCCCAACAGUUUGUUGUGAGGUUAUUGGAGGAGGCAGUUUUGGUUUUGGUGGAGGUAACUUUGCCUUUGGCUUAGCUGGUUGGCUUGCAAUAGCAGCCCAAGACUUUGGUUUAGUCUCAGAAGGAGUAACAGUUGAUGAACUAGUUGCCUGAGAUGACAACUUGGUUUGAUCGUUCAACCCUUCAUUUCCUUUGUCAUCUACUCCUAGAGCCAAACUAGAAAGGGCAUUUUCCACAUUUCCAGUAGAACCAAACUCCUUUCCUUUCAAAGAGUCCAAAUCAACUCCAAUAGGAUUCAAAGCUCCGUGUUCAGAUGUCGGAGGUGGUGGUGGUUGGUAAAAAUUUGGCAACAUUGCUGCCCCCUGAGACUGUUCCCCCCAUGAAAUAUCAGUAGAUGUUCCAGGAAAAUAGAGUGCUGGGGGGCCCUGAGAGUUAUGGGUUAAACUGCUUAGAUAAGCGUUUGUAGAAACGGCGACUCCUGCAUUGUGAUUGAACAUCUGGUCUUGUAAUAGUUGUUCUCCGUUCCCAACUGCUCCGAAACCCGAUGAAGGAAACAGCGUGUUAGGAUUGAGCGAAGGCACUCCAGUGGACCAAGUGCCGUCGCUGAUUCCAGCAGCAUUCAGAUAAGGGAAUGGCAUCGGAGGUAAUCCUGUAUUGGAACCCGUUGUUGUCGUAGGAUAAAAUGGUGGCAGAUAAGUGUCCGUUAAUUGGCUCGGCAAGCUCGUGUUGACUUGUUGAGAGUUCAACUGUUUCUCGGUGCCCUAAACACGAAUUUAUGAUUAUCGUCGUAAGCCGAUCCAUCGGGAAUGCCAUGACGUUAUCGAAGGGAUAGAAAAAAAGACAUGGCAACAGUUAGUGUAGGCCCUUGAAGGAAUCAAAUCGUGGUUAAUUCGCGGAGUGGUGCGAAGAAAAUACGCCUGCAAAGUAAACAUCUGACAAAUCUCACCUGUUUCGCUCCCGGAUGGAGGUAACGAUCGAUAUCUUCACCCGCCACAUUCUGUAAUUCGCCAUUUUUGUUCACGUACCCUGUAAAAUAUUCGAAACAGCGUUAAUCGAUUAACUAUCACGCAAACGGCUCUUUGCCGCUUAAAGCACGCAGUAAAAAGACAGUGACGUACCUUUUCCGCUGUGAUCCUUGGGUCGCUGCGCACACACGAGGGAACACGCAUUCAGGAAUGCAGAGGAAAUUAGAAUCAAAUUAGUCGUUGUUGCCGUUGGUCGCCAAGAAAUCGACGAAAAACGAAAUGAUUUAAACUGAAAACAUACCUGGUCGAUAGUAGCUGACAUUCCCUAAAAGAGUACAAUAGUCUCCGAUACUAAAAUCUCCAAAUGAUGGUCACUUCGUUCCACGUCGUUUAGAUUAUGAGGAAAGAGAACAAAAGAAAAUGGCCGCUCCUUCUGUGGUUCGUCUGCGCGUGCUUUGCGUGACUUCACCAAUUUUACGCAACUUGUCAAUCAAGUAUUCCAAAUAUGGUAUUUCCCAUAGGCCUUUUUGGGUAGGAUUCUAAACAAGAUGGUGGACUAGGGUACGAGGAACCAGGAAUUGAAAUAUUUUGUUGACAAUACUUCAGCGCGAUGGCAUUAUUACAGUGGCGCCGGUUCAAUUUUUUCGACAAGGAGGUUCUGAAAGACCCUGGAACGACUCAGCCAUUUACGGGUCUGAAGGAUACUAGUAUCACAGCAUGCACAAGUGGAAGAGGCCAGCUAGUUAUUGGAGAUUCAGCUGGUUUUGUUCACUUCCUGGGCCGUGAUUUAACCAUCACAUCUUUCCAGGCCUACGAAAUGCGUGUGUCACAUUUUUACCAACUGAAACAGCAAAAUAUUUUAUUUACAGUUGGAGAAGAUGAAGUAGGAGGAAUUGAUCCAAUUAUGAGAGUUUGGAAUCUAGACAAGAUUGACAAGUAUGGAAACCCUGUCUGCUGUUGCAUGCAGCGGCUUAUUCCAGGAAACAAACCAGUUGCGGUGUCUUGUUUGGCAUUGAUGGAAAACUUGACACAGAUGGCUGUAGGAUUUGCCGAUGGUACUGUUCUUGUAUACAAAGGAGAUAUCACCCGUGAUAGGCACACAAAGCAGAGAAUUGUUCAUCAUGACAAGCAUCCUGUAACAGGACUUGCCUUCAAACAGACAAGUGACAGUGUAAUUCUGUUCGUUGUGACAACUGAAACAGUUCUGUCAUACAACACUUCAGCUAAAGAUCGUAGAGAAGUACUUGAUGCUCAUGGCUGUGAACUCCGUUGUUCAGUUAUGAGUGAUGCUUCACAAGAAAACCAAUUUAUUGUGGCUCGAAAAGAGGCUUUGUAUUUUUAUCAAGUUGAUGGCAGAGGUCCUUGCUUAGCAUUUGAAGGUGAGAAACAGAUGGUAACAUGGUGGCGAGGGUAUCUUGUUGUGGUCAGUAAGGAUAACAAACAGAUUCAAAGACCAGCAGUAGGAGGAAGCUCUCAACCAAGGAAUGUCAAUGUUGUCACUGUUUAUGACAUUCAAAACAAGUUUAUAGCUUUUACUGGGACAUUCCAGGGUGUAAUUGAUGUGGUAUGUGAAUGGGGCAGCUUGUUUGUGAUCACAAUGGAAAAUAAGAUUUUUCAGUUAGAGGAGAAGGAUACACAAACAAAGCUGGAAAUUCUUUUUAAGAAAAAUCUUUAUGCAAUGGCAAUCAGCUUGGCAAAAAGUCAGCAUUAUUCUGAUGGACUGAUUGACAUCUUUACACAAUAUGGAGAUCACUUGUACAGCAAAGGGGAUCAUGAUGGAGCAAUAAAACAGUACAUUAAAACCAUUGGUCAUCUGGAGCCUUCUUAUGUCAUUCGUAAGUUCUUGGAUGCUCAGAGAAUUCACAACCUUACAGCGUAUCUUCAGGCUCUCCACAAACAAGGUCUGGCCAACACAGACCAUACCACUCUUCUUUUGAACUGUUACACCAAGCUGAAGGAUGUCUCAAUGUUGGAUGAGUUUAUCAUGACUGACAGGGAAUUAAACUUUGAUGUUGAAACUGCCAUCAAGGUGUGUCGUCAGGCAGGAUAUUUCAAGCAUGCGGUGUAUUUAGCGGAGAAAUACGAACAACACGACUUAUAUUUAAAGAUUCAACUGGAAGACCUGAAGGAUUACCAGAGAGCGCUGUCCUACAUUGGAAAACUAGGAUUUUAUGAGGCUGAAGGAAACAUGAAAAAAUAUGGAAAGAGUUUGGUGAAUGCUGUCCCUGAUGAAUCAACAAAGCUGCUAAAAGUUUUAUGUACGGAUUACAAGCCGCAGCGACUUCAUGAACGAACAGUUUCCGGUUCUGUCACACCUGUUAGUGCUGGGGUUUAUCAGUCCUUCACAACCGCUCUCGAUCCUGCAUCAGAUAUGGAGAGGAAGAUUUACAAGGCUCGCGCUGAAGAGUUUAUUCACAUCUUUGUUCAUCAAAAAGCCAAACUGAUUGAGUUUCUGGAACAUAUGGUGCAGGUUCAGCCUAAUUCGUCUAACUUGGUGUAUAACACUCUCCUUGAGCUGUAUCUGAAUGAUGCUGCUCGUCAGAAGAAUGUUGAGGCGCAAGUCGAACAUGAACGUAAAGCUCUUGAUUUGCUGAAAAAUGUGGAGGCACGUUACGACAUUGACCACGCCCUGGUACUAGCACAGAUGCACCACUUCAAGGCUGGUAUCUUGUAUCUGUACGAAAAAGCCAAACUAUACCAACAAAUCCUUCAUUACCAUAUGGAGCAGAACGAAUAUAGUCACGUGAUAGACACGUGCAAAAAAUAUGGGACGUCAGAUCCAAGUUUGUGGGUGCAAGCUCUCUCUUACUUUGCCCGACGUGAAACAGACUGCAAGUCCCAAAUUAAGGAAGUGCUUGAUCAUAUCGACCGUGGAAACCUCAUGUCUCCUCUACUCGUGUUGCAAAACUUGGCGCACAAUUCAACAGCCACAUUGGCAGUGGUGAAGGACUACAUCAUACGUCGCUUGCAAAUGGAAGACGAACUUAUCGCAAAUGAUGAGCGUUAUAUCCGACAAUAUCGCGAGGAAACGGAAAAAAUGAGGAAUCAAAUCAAAGAACUGAAGACAAGUGCAAAGAUAUUCCAAGGUGCAAAAUGCAGCGUCUGUUCCCGACCUUUGGACCUGCCGGCUGUACAUUUCUUGUGCCAGCACUCAUUUCACCAAAACUGUUUUGAAGGAUACGCAGAAUCAGACAACGAAUGCCCGAUAUGUGCUCCGGAAAACAGAAAAGUACUUGACAUAAUAAGACAACAGGAGCAGGCGAAGGAUCUUCAUGAACAAUUCCAUUGCCAGCUGGAGAGAGCGGCGGAUGGGUUUUCUGUUGUGGCUGAGUAUUACGGACGCGGUGUUUUCAAUAAGGUUACUGUGGUUACUGACCCGAACCUCUCACGAGGAGAGUCAUCUCGCGAAGCUGUUGUAGAUCAGCGCGAGAGACUUUUGGACACCUCUCACAGCUAGCUGGAGGGCAGAGCCGGUGAGCCUUCGUUGCUCAUGGUAUGCGGUGGUACCAUUGGGGAAAUGCGGAGAGACGUGCAUUCCUUACCGCACAAAAGAAGUGUCUUCCAAAGAAAAUUAAAUAAUUUGGUAGAAAAAUAAUUACAACUAGAUUUUGAAGAUGUUUGAGAGUCUGGCUGAUGAUGAAGUUGCAAUUCGUGUUGAUCUAAUCGCUACUUUUGUCGCGUUCAGAGUAAACCCUUACGGUGUUGUGGCUAUUUUGAGAUCACGAUAUCAUGAGCAUGCUGAAUUUAUUCAAAGUGGUCACCACCUAGAUCAAUGGCCUAUUCUUUUGAUUUGUUGUUGAAUACCUUGAUUUCGGUUAUGGACCAAUCAAAAUGAAGGCACAUGGAGAGCGGUGUCGUGUCUCUCUCCUCAGAAGUAGCGCCCUUUCGAGGAAAAUGGGCCUAGUUCAUUAAAUCAAGGCGGAAGGACGAGAUUUGCCUCAAUGUCGUGCGCGAGACCCAGUUUACCAGCUUUACGUUCAACCGUCGAACAAAAGCCAAGGACUUUUCCAGCGACACAGUGGUCGCCCAUUAAAAUAUUCAUAUCCCGCUACUGAUACAAAGUAACGGACCGUCUGAGCGGUAAUAAUG